Messenger RNA from Cordyceps militaris CM01, 1002 nucleotides. Its product is annotated as inorganic diphosphatase, putative. Gene Ontology annotation, biological process: phosphate-containing compound metabolic process. The record is from RefSeq and is a predicted model, not a curated record. Lineage: Eukaryota; Fungi; Ascomycota; Sordariomycetes; Hypocreales; Cordycipitaceae. Gene Ontology annotation, molecular function: inorganic diphosphate phosphatase activity; magnesium ion binding. Gene Ontology annotation, cellular component: cytoplasm; nucleus. The transcript has 6 exons. The coding region runs from base 1 to 1002 and encodes 333 amino acids.
AUGCGCUCCUUUCUGGCCUUGAUCUCCCUCGCGGCCAGCGCUGCUGCAGCCGGCGCCGAUGCGAAGCCCAACGUCAAGCCAUUUGAUCCCAGCUCAUUGAGUCUGCGGGAAGUUGGCGCGCGCAACACCCUGGACUGGCGCGUUUGGCUGGAGCAAGACGGCAAUCCGAUUUCGUUCUGGCACGACAUCCCCCUCUUCCCGCAAGGAAAUGUCUCCAACAUUAUCAACAUGUAUGUUGAGAUUCCCCGGUGGACCGAUGCCAAGAUUGAGACCAAGCGAAAUGAGCCGUUGAAUCCCAUCUUCCAUGACGACAAGAAGAACAGGCCUCGAUUUGUCUUCAGUGUCUGGCCCCAAAAGACCUACCCGUUCAACUAUGGCUCCAUCCCCCAGACCUGGGAGGACUCCACCGUCAUCCACAACUUUACCGGCUAUAUUGGUGACAAUGACCCGAUGGAUGUCUUUGAUGUCAGCUCGCUGGAGCCUCCGUACGUCGGACAGCUGAAGCAGGUCAAGGUCUUGGGUGGACUGGCGAUGAUUGAUGAAAACACGACCGACUGGAAAGUCCUUGCCAUUGAUAUCAAGGACCCCAUUGCUUCCAUGGUCAACAAUGUUGAUGAUUUGGAGGUGCUCCGCCCUGGCAGCAAACAGACAUUUUAUGACUGGUUCAUUUACUACAAGGUCAUCAAAGGCUCUGGGAAAAACUUCAUCUAUGGUGGCAAAUUCCAAGAUCCAGCCACCAUGCUUUCCACUAUCGGCGAAAGCCAUGAUUUUUGGCUCAAACUAAUGCGCGGCAAGACUCAAAAGGACAAGAUCAACCGCGACCAGACAUCCAACCCUCGUUGGUGCAAGACAUUCGUUGACGCGAGCAACACUACCGCCAAGUUCAAGCUCCCAGCGAAGAGCAAUAUUCUGCCUCCGGCGAAGCGUCCUGCCCAAUACGAUCGCUGGUAUUAUCUCGACAAGGACUUCAAUAUCACUCCAGGACAGGUGAUUGAGGAGUAA